AUGAUGAUGUCAUGUGCACGCGGUUCUGCCGAACUUCUCGGUCUGGAUGAUAGUAGUGCCGGGAAUGGUAGUCGUACGGGCCAAGAUCCGGACGGAGAUUAUUCAACCACGGAUCACAAUAACACGAGCACAGGUCACGUCUCAAGGGAACGCUCGGGCAAUGUGACUCCCAGUCCUCGACCAUCCGGACCCAGUAAAAGUGCCCCGGUGCGACGGAGAGCAGCACGACUUGGAAAAUUAAAACAACACAAACAUUUUUUGGAGGCAUAG
Molecule: messenger RNA, 270 nt
Organism: Echinostoma caproni
Lineage: Eukaryota; Metazoa; Platyhelminthes; Trematoda; Plagiorchiida; Echinostomatidae
Source: the annotation of a GenBank genome assembly